Molecule: messenger RNA, 2581 nt
Organism: Oryzias latipes (Japanese medaka)
Lineage: Eukaryota; Metazoa; Chordata; Actinopteri; Beloniformes; Adrianichthyidae
Source: RefSeq, a predicted model, not a curated record
GGGCAGGGAUGCCAGUAUAGCUUAGUCUGUUUAGUUGAGUAUUUUCCUAUUUAAUUAUAUGUAUUCAUCAUCCUUAUGAUUUUAUGUUCACCUUACAAUUGCUGGUACAAAGCCGUUUGAGACGACUGUUGUUGUGAUUUUGGGCUGUAUAAAUAAAGUUAAAAUUGAAUUGAAUUAAAUCCGAACACCUUGAACCGCAACCGGAAGGAGAGUCCAAACUUCCACUGAAUUGUCUUGAUUGAUUGUUGGCGCCCUCUUGUGGUAAUAAAUCGGUCCAACAUGUUUGAUGAGCAUCCAGCCGCAAACACAGAAGCAGAUUUGAAGUUUCUCUCUCCUUUCUGUCUCUGUACGUUCAAUUACCAUGUUCAUUUGUGAAUAUAAAAACAGAAAAUCCACAUCAUUUUCCAGACGAUUCUCAAAUUUUUGUAGUUUCAGCAUCCAAAAGAAGCUGACAACAAGGAUGAAGAUAAAAAAAACACACCAAUUUGGUCAUUCACACGUGACCAUGACGGCUGACAUCAUCACAGCUGUUGCCGUCAUUCAUGUGACGUGAGGGACGGACAGAUGUGUGAUGUCACCAGAGGUCUUUGAUCUCCAGAGUCACGUACAGAACAAUGAAGUCAAAUGACAUCAUCUCCAGACAUAGUAGAGAAUAUUGUCGAAAGAUGUCAUGACAUCAUUUGAUGUCAUUUGACAUCAUUUGAUGUCAAAUGACAUCAAAUGACGUCAAGUGAUGUCACAAAUGAUGUCAUGACAUCAAAAAGUUGCUUUAUACUCCCUCUUUCUGAGAGAUUUCAGACCGAAUCUUUCAGCACUUGGAAAGAUCUCAAGAGUGAUUUCCAAGCAGAUUCAGAAAUCCGUGUUUCCAGAAACGUCUUCAAAUAAAGUUUGCAGUUCUUUACAUCGAUCAGGAUCAGUGGCGUUUUAACAAAAACUUCAGCUCUUUCGCAAAUUCAGUUCAAUCCAUAAGCAGCCAUGUUUCACAACGUGUUUGAAAGUCUUGGAGCUACCAGCUCUUCAACUGAAUCUCAAGAAGAAACUCUACAUCAACAAGAUCAAACCAGCAGUUCUCCUCAAAAUCUCAUCCAUUCUGAACAGAUCGAGGAGAUCAAAUGUGACAUAAAUUCCCUCAGAAAGGAACAGGAAGUCCUACUAGAAAAACAAAGGGAGAUGGAAAAGUCAAAGUCAGAAACUCAAGCACUACUAAAAGAAUACCAUCAAGUGAUUAACAAUGUUGAGAAUUUGAAAAAGAAAAACUACGACCUGAGUUGGGACCUCAUGGUGCUUAACGUGGACAUCUUUGAGUUUCAGCAACUACCACACAAGCUUAAAACUGCAAAAAAAGAAGAGGAGACUGCAAGGAAGGAAAAGUCCCUUCUGACUCAUCAGGUUUCACAAUGCAGAUCCCAGAUCCAACAAGAGCUAGCUCUUCUGAUGACCACUCUGGACAUCUCUCCUGAUGAUCUGCACAAAGAAUACCGCGAUCAGAUAAAGGCCUUGCAGAGGCAAAAUGCAGUUCUACAGAAGAACUUAAAAGAGCUCAAACGCGAUCAAGACUCUGCAAUGAGGAUGGAUUUGUCCAACCUCAAAGCCCAAAAAAGCCACUUGGAGAGCCAAUGCGAGCACAUCCGGGAGGUGAUUCAGAUCGACAGCCAACAGCAGGAUCAAGAACUUGUCAAUUCUGAACAGAUAGAGGAGUUAGAAAGUGAAAUAAAUUCCCUCAGGCAGGAAAACGAAGACCUUCUGCAAGAACAAAGGGAGAUUGAAAAUUCAAAAUUGGAAACUCAAGCCCUGCUAAAAGAAUUCCAUCAAGUGAAUUCUAAUGUUGAAGAUUUAAAAAAGAUAAACUACGACCUGACAUGGGAAAUCAUGGAGCUUAAUGUGGACAUCUUUGAACAACAACGAAUAUCGGCCAAGCUUGAAGCUUCAAAAAAAGAACAGGAGUCUUUGAAGAAGGAAAAAGCAGUUCUGGUUGAGCAGGUUUCAAAAUGCAGAUCCAAGAUCCACCAGCAGACAUCUGUCCUGUUUGAGCCUCAGAGUCCUGCUAGAAACCAGCCAAAUUCGAUCCCCAGAUCCAUGUUUGAGAGAAAAUCAGAACCAAAGCAGGGCUUCAUGGAUUCUGGAAAGAUCCAAAAGCUACCAGUUCUCUUGAAGAAACGUCUGAGUCCUCCUGAAAACCACCCAAGUCCUUCAGAGCUGCUUUCAAUGGAUAUUGGAAAGACCCAGCAGCCAAGAAUUGUGUUGACCAAGCCUUUGAGUCCUCCUGCACUAAAACUUCCAACUUUGAUACCCAAACCUUGGUUAAUCAAAGAAUCAAGACCUACCAAGCAGGACCUACUAGUCUUCACAGAUGCUGGAAAGACCCAGCAGCUGAAAGCCGAUGAGGACGAGCUUCAGUUUCCUCCAGUAAAACUUCCUCCUCUGACACCCUUGCCUCCAAUAAUGGACAAACCAAGACCUAAAAGCAGUUUCCAAAGACGCUUUAAACUCCCAACCACCGAAAGCUAAUGUGAGGAGGUCCCCAUGUGCUUCAGCUAAGGAGCAUCAACCGGCAGAGACAGAACUUUACUGUUUUCUCUGA